Drosophila ficusphila is the source of this 3951-nucleotide messenger RNA. RefSeq names its product mucin-5AC. The record is from RefSeq and is a predicted model, not a curated record. Lineage: Eukaryota; Metazoa; Arthropoda; Insecta; Diptera; Drosophilidae. Gene Ontology annotation, cellular component: plasma membrane; cytoplasm.
UGGCGUCGCCAGCAAUUCGUUGAUUUCCUAGUUAACUUGUACAAAAUGCAGCUAGUUCUUGAUUGAAAAGCAACCAAGUGAAAUGUGAGAUUAAUUAGAGGAAAGCGACGAGCCCAAGGCAUGCAAAAGAAGCCCAUCCCUGACAGGAAUCCACACCGAAGUCUGGGGAAAAGGAUAUGGCAGCGGCGGCAACGGCAGCACCUGCGACCUCCAGUGGGAAUGCACCUGCUCCAUCGGCUGCAACGGCCCCCGGGGGAGGAGGGGGAGUGGCCGGUGGGGGAGUAUCGGGUGCCCAGUUCAGGGAAAUCCACAAAAACACUUGGCUGAAACGGCUGACGGCGGAUGGCAAGCGUUUGACUGUCGGUCCUAAAAAAUCCGAGUGCAGCUGGGUGGUGUUUUGCGUCCACGAUGACACCGAAGCUCUGCUGGAGGGCUAUGCGGAACCUAGGCAAGCAGCUGGACACCUGCCCGAGUGGGCCGUUUCUCUCCGGGAAACCCUCCACAUCUCCCAUGCGCUCAUCCCCAAUUCCCAUGAGUUCGAGUUUGUGGUCACGCUCAGCCACGAGGUGUUGCGCUUUCACGCCGUCUCUUGGGAAAUUAUGCAAGAGUGGGUAGAAACGCUGCGCUCCAAGCUGCGCGAAAUGAAGAUUCUGUCGCCGCGCGAAAACCUCUACACGAAGCUACCUGAAGUGCGCGCCCCACUGCUGCCCACGCGGGAUCCCACAUCGCCAUUGCCGCCACCGCCGCCCGUUCCGGCGGCUCUUGUGCCGGGCGUUGAGCGUGUGGUGGCCGCCAGUCAUCAGGCUCAGUCAGCGCCACCUCCGGAGCAGCCCCCCAGUCCAGUGGCCACAACGCCAGCUGCUCCUGCUCCCGCGCCCGCUGCCAUGUCGAACACGUUGACGCAGCACCUGCUCAACAUGCUCUCCGAUCCGAUUAGCACUUAUAGCGAGCAGAUCAGCGAGUCUGCAGAGCCAACUGCUGAACAGGAAAGUGCAGCGGGAACUGAAGGAGCAGCAGAGGAGCCCCCGUCCAAUAGCGAUGCCGAUCUGAAUCUCUCCGACGACGAAUACUUGUCGCCACUGCUCCGAAAGGCUUGUGUGCUUACCGACAACGGUGUCCGGGUGGACGUCGUGGCAGCCACUGUUCAACGUGCUUCUGCUGAUCAAAUCCUGAGUUUGGAGCACAUGCUGCAAUGCGAACGACUGAUUCCCAGACCACAAACAUCGCGUUCUAUGUCCGCUGGCGCGGCAGACAAAUCGAAGAGACCCCCACGGAAGCCCCUCCAAUCCCAAUCGUCCAGUGUCGCUACGGCAAACAGUGAGGAUUCUCAGGACAAUAUCACAAUCAUCCAGGUGUCGAACAUCAGCAACAAUGGCCAGGAGCAGCCGCCCGAGCUGCCGCCCAAAAGUUCGACGACAGCCGAAGUGUUUCGCUUUCCGGAGGUGAAGGCAAAGUCGCAGACGAAUGCCAAGCAGAAGCCAUCACAGGCACAUCAGGAGUAUAAAAGCAACGUACAAAUCAUUCCGUCCACUGCCAGUAGCAGUACCAGUACCAGUACUAGUACCAUUCAAGUCCUGGGCAAACAGCCCAGCAGCAGUAAUCCGUAUACCACGCCCGUCAAGCAAAGCUCUUCCAGUGGCGCCAGUCCUCAGGUUUCCGGCACCACCAAGGUGAAGGUGCUGGGCGAGGGCGAGGCCACCACAACUGUGGCGGUUUAUGGCACCUGCUAUCCACCAACAGGUAGCAGUGCCCCGGCCAGCUCCUCCAGCUCUGCCUCUGUUAAUCCUGCCAAGCCGCAGACGCCAAGAUUAAGUAAGAAGAUAAUACUCAGUGCCAACACCUCGGGCAUUACGAAUAUUAGUGUGAAUAACGAGCAGGGCAGUGACUCCAUAAUCAGUGGCAACGUUCACUACGAGAAGGUCUUCCUCUCCUCCAGCAUUCCCAUUACCAGUGUAAGCAGUCCCACAAGAGCGACGAGCACUCAUCCCGUUCAACCGGUGUCGAAUGGAAGUCCUGCUUUGCCUCGUCGUCGGUUGGCUUCUCCGGCGACAGUACAGCCUGCCACAACCAGUGCACCAGGAAGAGCGGCGCCACAAUUAACUCGAGGACUAACCGAACUGGUGAUUAGUUCGCGACCCAGCCGAAGGGAUUUCCACUACCUUAAGCUGCUGAACACUCCACUGAAAACAAAGACGUCCCACAAAUCAACCAGCGCCACGAAUAAUAAUAUUGAGCAGCAGCCGCACCAGUCCACGCCUUCCAGUUCCACGAGUGCGCAAGUAACGCCAAGGAACAACACCUCCAUAACGACAGCUGACAGCCAGGAGCAGCGCCGGCGCAGCUCGUCCACGUCCGAUGCGCAGGCGCCUCUCCAGCGGGUUCCACAGCCGGCAACCCAGCGAAAUGCGAACAACAACGAGUUCACGCCCUCCCGAAACGGAGCCUUUCGCAUGCAGCCACCUCCGCAGGGAGCUCCUCCGACCAGCACUAAUCCCGCUCAGCAGUCGCCCAGUAAGCGAAUGACUCUGCGGGAGCAGCAGGUUAUGCAGUUAAGGCGGGAGAUCAUGCAUCCGGGUGGAGUGCGUUUGAAUCUUAGGCGCAAGGAUUGCGUUGGCUCCAUUGCGUGGGUGGAUGCCUUCGGUGGCGUUUGGAUUGCUGGCUGGAAGCAAAAGGAGCAUCCCGUGCUGUACAAUGCAUUGCACAUCGGCGAUCAACUUCUAUCAAUUGCAGGAGUGAAUAUCAGCAGUGCUGCAGAAGCCAACAAGAUUAUCAGGAACACCAAUACGCUCUUUGUUGAAGUCUUGCUGCGACGCAUUCCAUUUGGUCGGGCAUAUGCCAUUCGUCGUGACCGAGAGGGUCAAUGCCUGGGUCUGAUUCGAGACGGAAACACUUCGACAAUCGUGGACGUUGUGCCAAACAGCUUGGCCGCACGACAUGGCCUUCCGCCCAAGACCCAAUCGUGCGAUGGAAGCUCACUCACCUUCUGGAUGCUCACCGAGAUUAAUGGUCGAUCACUCAAUCUGUUCUUCAAGGAUAUGGAGAUACGCGAUCGCCUGAACUCCGUGGGCCGAGAUAUAUCCAUUUUGGUGCAGCCGUCGGAUUUGAUAACCAAGCUGAAGAAGCAGCUGAAGUCGCUGCGGGGCUACAAGGACUACUUGGUACAGUAGGGCCCCAGCAAUAACGAUCGAUUCCAUAUAACCACACAUAACUCGUAACUGUAAUAAGCUGCUAUACGCGAAUCUAUUUCGAAUAGCUCUCGGCCAGUAAUCAUUCCAUUUUCGCGUAUACGUCAAUGAACGGAACCACUAUAUAGUCAACUAGAGCUGGUAGAAUCAUUUCGCUAUAAUACGUACUACACAUACACACCACACUUACUAUGAUCGAAACUACUUAAAGGACUUAGGUGUAGCGUUGAGGAGCAUAUACAAAAACAACCUAUAUAUUUUUGCAAAAUUUUAUAUAAACUCGUACAUAUAUAUACAAAUUGAUCAUUAUAUAUAUAUAUAGAUAUAUAUACACCUUAUGUAUAGCUGACACUUUUAAGGGUUACCAAAUUUACACCUCGAAUUUGUUUGGAUGCGGAAAAGUUAUGAGAAAUUUACAACAUGAAAUUCAAGUAUUUUAGGUUAACAUAUACACGCGUAUCACACACACACACACACACCUGUGCAACUUAGUAUCCUUAUGCAAUAUUGGAGUGCCUCUGAUUUUGUUCAUUGAUGUUGUUUUCUUUCAUGUUUCCAUUUGUUUCGUGCGAAAAGAAAAAAGCAUCUGUCGUAACUUUUAAGAUGUGAUAAAAAUGAGUACUCAAAUUUAGGCAAUUUUUAACGGUACAUUUGUAAAUGCUUUUUGAUUUAUUUUAUAUAUAAGUUUCAGUGAGUAAAUUCGAUAUACAUAUUAUUACUUAUGUAACGAUCUUGCGGAACAUUCAUUAAAGCAAUUCCACACAAA